This is a messenger RNA of Cooperia oncophora, 336 nucleotides long. The record is from the annotation of a GenBank genome assembly. Lineage: Eukaryota; Metazoa; Nematoda; Chromadorea; Rhabditida; Trichostrongylidae.
AUGCAAAGUUGGAAGUUUCUCCCUAUGGAGCUGAAGUGGGAAUUUGAAGAAGGUCAACAGGUAUUCAAAGUUACCAACAACACAAAAGUCCGUUUCGCGAUCAAGGUCAGAUGCACAGACAACGAAUUAUACAGCGUCGCACCGGUAACAGAUUUUGUUGAUUCUGGCAAGGUCCUAACUAUUGCUGUAGUGCGAUCUAAAGGACCAUUGAAAAAGGACAAAUUAGUACUUUGCUCCAAACAGGUGUCGGCUGACGACAAAGAUGCUGCGGAAGUUUUCAAAACAGGAGUUCCAAAUGUUGAUGUUAUCAAGAUGGAUCAGCGCAUCAGAGUUUAA